AUCAUUAUCAGGUGACGUUCUUUAGCUUCUUCAUGUCUACCGUUGUUUGGGUCAGACCAUUGUGCAGUACACAAGAGCAACAAGAAUUACCAUUAUCAGGUAAUGCGUUUUAGCUUUGGCAUAUCAUACCAUUCUACUUUGUUACUUUCGUCGGUUCGGUUACAUGCAAUUUUCUAUAUAAGCAUAAUUUAAGCAUACGAUUAGUUUUAUAGUCGUCUGGCAAAGGAAUUGGAUGGUACUUGGAGCGUACACAGGAAAUAGUGAAAAUAAAUAUUAAUUGAAAUCGUGGUUUUAUUUUAGUGCAAAUCCGUCAUUUAUAGCUGGUUUAGUUUGAGUGUUAAGUACAAUCCUAAACAUUUUUGGUGUCUCCUGUGAGGUAUAACGUUCACAUUGUUAAAGUAGAUGGCGAUUUGUUUGCUUUAACGGAGGAGAUUUUCAACAACAUUUGCAUCAAAUUGAAACGUAAAAUGUCAGCAUCUAGCGAGAUCCCCAAACAGGAGUACAGUCAGGCACCAGACAUGCGGUUGUAUCCCGUUUCAAUUCCAAGCCUGGACGGACAGCUGUCAAAUUGGUUAGCGUUCAAGGAUAUGUUUGAUACGCUUGUUCACAACAGAAGUGUCUUACAGCCCACCUAUAAACUGGGAAAAUUACGACAAUAUGUGAGAGCGGAAAAUGUUCCAUUAAAAGGUUGCUUAUACACAGGUGGGUAUGAAGAAGUCUGGGCUGAAUUGAAACAACGUUAAGACAAAAACCGUAGUCUUUCGGAGCAGCAUGUUGAGCAUCAACUAGACUUACCGACCCAUCCGACCUCAAGCUACGCUACUAAAUUUUGUGGAUAGUGUUCCUAAAUCGUUUAGAGCGCUUGAAAUAUUGAAUGUGUAGCCGAUAGCAACGUUACGAUCUGUUUAAUGAGAAACUUCAAAAACAAACCAACGGCGGUAACAAAAGAGUUCAGUUGGUUAGCAGCAGUUGAAAGAACCAGACACACAUAAAUUGACCUUUUUAAUUAUAGUAAAUAUAUACAUAUGGGCAAUUUACAAGCUUUGUCUUAUGUCUUCAGAUUCAAUCAGAUACUUCGUGUUCGCUCGGAGGAAUGCAAACGUAUCUUAGAAUUAAUUAAAAAUUACGCUGUUUUUAAAACAAGUUCAAAUGCUACACAACAUCCAAUCAAAUUGCAACUCAAAAUAGUGCUGUAUCGGUUGGGAUCUUCCGGCGAUGGACAAUCUGUGCGCAAAGUGGCCUCCUUAUUCUAUGUGAGUGAUAGAGGCACUAUUAAAAAUGUAAUACAACGAAUUUUUAAAGCCAUAUUGCGAUUAAAAAAUGAGUUUUUAUACUGGCCCAAUGAAAGAGAAAGGCUGAAGAUUGCGUCCGCAACUGCCAAAGAAAUGCCAGGGUGUGUAGGCUACAUCGAUGGUUCCGAAAUAAAAUUUGCCGAAGCUUCAGUUAUGCAGCAUGAAAUUUACUCGCGUAAACGCAAUAUUCUGUAAAAAUACAAACGAUUUGCGACUAUAAAUUGCGCAUUAAUCAAGUAACGAUUGGUACCCAGGUGGUGUACAUGACGCGGAAAUAUUUUCAAAUUGUUCACUCGCAAAACAUCCGGAACAAUUCUUAUCGACAUCAAAGUACAUUCAUUGCAACAUGGUUUUCAUUGUAUUGUAUUUUCAUAUAUACAUUUCAAAAGGAACUGCCCGCUUCAACCACAUAUCCUACAUCCAAUAGACUUGUCGAAUUGCUUUUUAUCAAGGUCAUCAAACUGUCUUCCACUACUGCAGAACUAUUCAAUCUGCUGCCGAAAAUAUCACCCAACUCCUCAUAGAAAAAUCAUAUUUUGUGUAAAGUAUUAAAAGAAAAAAUUAUGGUCACAACUAAAAAAAUGAGAUUUCAUUAAAAUAAUUUACUUUUUGUCGCCUUCCAUACUUCCUGCAUCUGUCGACCCAUCCCACGCCUUUGCUUUAUUAUAACUAGUGCGCAUGUUGCGAACUUUUGCGCGCACUACUUUCCAUCCUACCACCACUUGCCUUUCUUCAAUAAACCGACCAUCGAAAUUUGA
Bactrocera oleae (olive fruit fly) is the source of this 2050-nucleotide messenger RNA. The record is from RefSeq and is a predicted model, not a curated record. NCBI's taxonomy places the organism in Eukaryota, Metazoa, Arthropoda, Insecta, Diptera, Tephritidae.